AUGCUAUGCUACUGUGUUCGGCAUUGCCCCGGUGGCGAAGAGAACGGUACCUGCAUCGCACGCCCUGGUUCGCAGUGCUUCGCUGCGGUAGAAGAGAGCUACAACCCUGAAACCAACAGCUAUGAGCCUGAGACCUAUUAUGGGUGUCUCCCUCCUGACGAGAGUGGCUUCAUGCAGUGCAAGGGUCACCUGGUUCCUCAUUACAUCGGUAAGUCGAUAGAGUGCUGCAAUUCAUCCGACCUAUGCAACAAGUUCUUGACGCCGAUGUAUCGCCCUCGACCAACGUUACCUCCUCCGCCUCCAAUCUCCCUUCAGGAAGCAGCACCUUAUAUUGCUCUCUUGGUUUCUCUUACUUUUUGCCUAGUCGUCUUCCUUGUGAUGGUUGCCUGUCUUUGUGUGAGGUGUAGGAAAAAAGAAGAAAGCGGUAAAUUGUAUUUAGUGGAAGGUUCUCGAGAUGCUUACUUGACAUCAUCUCAUACACUUCAAGACCUAAUCGAUCAGAGCUCUGGAUCGGGUUCUGGCCUACCUUUACUCGUUCAACGGACAAUUGCUAAACAAAUCCAGAUGGUGCAUUCAGUCGGAAAGGGUCGUUACGGUGAGGUUUGGCUUGCUAGGUGGAGAGGAGAGAAGGUUGCCGUCAAAGUCUUUUUUACAACUGAGGAGGCUUCAUGGUUCAGAGAAACGGAGAUUUAUCAGUCGGUCCUCAUGCGCCAUGAUAAUAUACUUGGUUUUAUUGCUGCUGACAUUAAAGGGACUGGUUCUUGGACGCAGAUGUUACUCAUUACUGAUUACCACGAACGAGGAUCAUUGUAUGAUGUUUUGCGGUCGACAGUCAUCGAACCAGAAGGUUUGCAAAAACUUGCCCGUUCCGCUGCUGCUGGAGUCGCUCAUUUGCAUACUGAAAUUUUUGGAACUCGGGGAAAACCUGGUAUUGCUCAUAGAGAUAUUAAAUCGAGAAAUAUUCUUGUUAAAAGGAACGGCGAAUGUGCUAUUGCUGAUUUUGGUCUCGCUGUGAGAUUUAUCAGCGAAACUAAUGAAAUAGAUAUAACACCCAACACCAGAGUAGGAACCAGAAGAUAUAUGGCUCCUGAGGUUUUGGAUGAAUCUUUGGACACAAAAUCAUUUGACGCUUUUAAAAUGGCAGAUAUAUAUGCUUUGAGCCUUGUUCUCUGGGAAAUGUGCAGGAGAUGUGUAACCAGUGGUAGCUGUGAAAAAUGGGGCCUAGAGGCAGAUGAGUAUGCUCUUCCUUAUCAUGAUGUUGUUCCCAGCGAUCCAUCGUUCGAUGAUAUGCAUCUUGCUGUUUGUGUCAAGGGUAUCAGGCCGCAUUUACCAUCCCGUUGGCAGAACUGUCAGGUGACAUCUGUUCUAUCAAAAAUUAUGCAAGAAUGUUGGCAUGCAAAUCCAGCAGUUCGCCUUACAGCCUUGCGAGUAAAGAAAACUCUUUAUAAAUUAGAUCCAGAUCCAUCGAUAAAAAUCAUAUAG
Nezara viridula (southern green stink bug) is the source of this 1482-nucleotide messenger RNA. NCBI's taxonomy places the organism in Eukaryota, Metazoa, Arthropoda, Insecta, Hemiptera, Pentatomidae. The record is from the annotation of a GenBank genome assembly.